AUGGUUUUUCCUCAGACAUCAGUUCCUUCGCAUUAUAUAACGGCUUCGGUGUAUGAUGGUGUCAUUUCAGACGUUAUGAAAGCAUGCCGGGACGCGUUCAUUGAGGAAGGUUACGAUGAAGCAAGUCUGUUAGACGUCAAGCGUCUUUGGACGCGAAAACUCGCCGAAACCAAAGCGGUUACUCGACAACCUGGUCGCCAAUCUCAGCAGCAGGUUGUCCGUCAACCUCAACAAAUUGUGCGACAGCCUCAACAAGUCUAUAUACAACGACAAGUCAGUCAAGAUGGCCGACCGAUUCAGCGUAGACAAUUCACUAGCAACGGGCAACCAGUUCAAUACGUUCAAUAUAGAAGUAACCAGUCCCCAAAUGUACAACAGUCGCCCCAACCGCAGCGCAUCUAUGUUCAAAGGCCUCAACAAGUUCAGACUCAAUACAUAGUUCAACAACGUCCUCAACAUUCCCAGCAGCAGCGACAGCCGCAGCAACAGAGAAUCAUAGUUCAAAAUAACCGUGCCCAGAACCUAUCCCCUGGUCCAAGCCACCGGGCUAGUCCAAACAGCAACCACGUUCAUCAACUCGAUGGAACAAGUGAUGAUAAACUUGAACUGGAAUCAGAAGUCACCCCAGCUCCAUCAAUCGAAGUUCCCGAAACAAAAUCAGCUCCUGCAAAUCCACCUCCUAUUCCUACAACACUUCCAGAAUCUAUCAGAUCGCUGUUAGACGAAGAUAGCGAAAUUAUUAUCCAAAUAGAUGGCGUCGGCGAUGAUGUAUCCUCAGGAUCCUUGAGCUCAUCUUCAAGUGACGAUCCUGAUUCUGACACCGAACAUGUCGACGAACCCGCUCUAAAUUCUGACGAUAAUUGUCCCAGUCCCGGCGUCGAUGAAACCUUUGAUUGUGAAAACAUCCUUGUAUGCAAGUACGAUAAAAUCACGCGAAACAAAAAUCAAUGGAAAAUGCAAAUAAAAGAAGGCAUCAUGAACAUCAAAGGAUACGAUCAUGUCUUCUGGAAAGCAUUGGGCGACACACCGUGGUAA
Messenger RNA from Oikopleura dioica, 1035 nucleotides. The record is from the annotation of a GenBank genome assembly. Lineage: Eukaryota; Metazoa; Chordata; Appendicularia; Copelata; Oikopleuridae.